UCCGAUUCAGUCUGCAUCCGACCGCCGCGAGUGUCGCGUCGUGAAGCUGUGGUCGAACUUCGGGGGGGACACGAGACUCCAAUACGAGUCAGAGUCUAUACGAGUGCUCAUAGUACAACAUCGCGAUCCCGUAUCCUAUAUCUAAAUCGUAUACCUAUCGGUUAUACGUCGUAUUCGCUUCUCAACCCUUGAGUCGUGAGCCGCAAUACGAGAGAGAAAAGAACUGGUGAAAAAUCGUAGUCGCGUGUAUUGGUGUUAUAUAGAGAGGGAGAGAAAGAGAGAGCGGGUCACUGAACGACCGUACGAAGGUAGAAAGAGGGAGAACGAGAAAAUAAAAGAGGGACGGAGAGGGAUUUUCGUCGCGACGUAUACAUACGUAUAUACACGUGCGAAACCGAGGAGAGACGUGAAACACGCGCGUGCGCACCCGCGUAUCACACAUAUACACAUAUAUACGAAAAAGAGGGAGAGAGAGAAAUAACGACGACACGGCGCAGGAAGAGGUAAGAGAACCAGUGACACCGGGAGGGUCGGGUGUUCCUCGUGCAAAACCGCCACCGGAAUAUAUGUCGUGAGUGUGCGGCCGAAGAUCCGCGGAUAGAGGCCGGCCGAUAGUGCGUUCCGGGGUUUAAGAAGGGAAAAAAAGGCGAAGACUCUCUCGGUUGAAAAGCAAUGCGGGUUCAUUGACUGCGUGCCGCGCAAUGGCCGCAUGUUCGUGGCCGAUGCACAGUGCAUGUGUGACAGGAGCUACGAGGAGGACGACGCCGAGGACGACGAGGCCGAAGAUACCGGCUACGACCAAUAUCAAACUCGAGACCUACUGAAAGUUCUUCUUCUUCUCCUUCUUCGGGUCCCUACAUGAUCGAGAAACUCAUCUCGAUCACAGGCAGCGAUAACAGAGAGGAGCACUGGAAUUUUUCGUGCUUUUUACACAGUCGCAGCCGAUCUCCGCAGAACUCUUCCACGGAACGCUGCACCUGCAAGGAUACUGCUAAUUUACCAGGACUCGUCAACAAACGCAAAACUUCGCUACGUUUUCGCUCGAAAUUUCACGAACUUUCAUAGUUAAUCUCUUAAUCUCCGAUUCCGACGACUCUACCAAAGACACAAAGAAUUCUGACGAGAACUUGAACGAUCUCAUUUAAAUUAUCUUUGAGAAAAGAUCACAAAUAACACGCUGAUUCACUCGGAACCAGUGCACCGUGCACCGUACAUCAGCUUUAUAUCGAUCGGUUCGUUCGCUUCUAAAUUUUAUUCGGACUUAAUGCUCGCGACUAGGUGUUUGGACAGAAAAUCGGCACGGAGUCGCGGGAAUAGCUGGCGAAAAUGUUCGUUUGCUGACGAGAGACAACAGCAGGGAACUGAUCGCGGUGGAAAAUCGUCGUUGGAGAUCGCGUUGAACGUGUCGAGGUGGCGGGACUUAGGUGAGGAUAUUCCGUCGCGUUUGACGUCGUUGUCGUCGUCGUGGUGCGUUGUUCAGCCUGUGGUUCGGCAGUGAGAGAAAGAUAAGAGAGAGAGGCGGGCAGCUAUAACCGACAACCACACGGUGGACAUGAUUAUUUCAAAGGAUCUGUUCCUCUUUGGCGACCAAGAUUACCUGCGCCUUCCCAGCAACGAGAAGCGCCAGCAACGGGCAAUGGGCCGACCGAUCAUCAAUGCUCCCAGAGUGGAAAGCUCAGCGUUGCAGUUGGUGUACCCGCUGGAUUCUCGUCCGGUGCAGCUAAUCUUCCGGGGGUUGCAGGUGGUCAAGGAGAAACGAGCCCUCCUCCGAGAUGUCUCGGGCGUUGUUAAACCUGGCGAACUUUUGGCCGUCAUGGGCCCCUCAGGUUGCGGCAAAACGACGUUAUUGAACUGCCUGUCAGGCCGUGUAGGCGUGGACGGGGGUGAAAUCUGGCUGAAUCGUGAAAGGCUGACGAAAAGAUGGCGCAGAAGAAUCUGUUACGUGCAACAGCAGGACGUUUUCUUUCCCGAUCUCACAUUACGACAGACUCUCGAGUACCAGGCGAGGCUCAGGCUUCCGGACACGUUCUCGCACUCCCAGAAGAUGCAGUGCGUGGAUCAUAUCAUCGAGGUCCUCGACCUCGCCGCCUGCCAAGACACCAUUAUCGGGGAUUAUACGAAACGAGGACUGUCCGGCGGCGAGAAGAAGAGGACGAGCAUAGCCUGCGAACUUCUCACCAAUCCCUCGCUCAUGUUGCUCGACGAACCAACGAGCGGACUGGACUCGCAUUCGGCACAAGGACUGAUUUCACGAUUGAAGAAAUACGCUGAACAAGAAGGCAAGAGCAUCGUGGUAACAGUGCAUCAGCCCAGUUCCAGGAUGUUCCACAGUUUCAGCAAGAUCCUGCUGUUGAGUCAUGGCCAGGUGGCAUAUUAUGGCCCUACAACGAAUAUUGGCAGGUUCUUCUCUACGAUUGGACUCACGCUACUGCCACACUAUAACCCUGCCGAUUUUAUACUGGAGCAAAUAAAGGGGCCAGAAGAGGUUCGCGAGCGCAUCGUGGCCGCGGCGAGGAACACGAGACAGGGACCUGACUGCCCGCCAGAACUUCGUCCGGAGUACAAUCCAAGCCAGCAUCCGCUUUGCGACCAUCUGAUCCAUUAUCACGAACACCACAUCAGCCACAACGUGAAAGAAGACGAAGGUCGUACGCUGUGGUUGGACACACAAAGCCAUGCCAGCAGCAGUGCCAGUUCUGCGGACGACGACUAUGCCUGGCAGUGGCCCACCAGUUUCUGGUCGCAAUUUAAAGUAUUAUCAGAAAGAAACUUUCAAGAGGCACGGCCACGAAUGCUGUCUCGUCUGAAUUGGCUGCAAACGAUAGCUCUCGGCUUACUCGCUGGACUGUUGUGGCUAGGGCUUCCCAGAACAGAAGCGGCACUUCAUGAUAUCCAAGGCUGGAUGUUCUUCAGCACCACGUACUGGAUGCUCUUCGCGCACUUUGGUGCACUCUCCAGUUUUCCUCCAGAACGCGAGGUGAUCAACAAGGAGCGACUGUCAGGAUCGUAUCGGCUCUCGGCCUAUUACUUGGCGAAGAUGGUCGGCGAGCUGCCGCUUACGAUUACGUUGCCCGCGGUCUACCAUAUCAUUAGUUACCCGAUGUUGGGCUUCCACAAUCCGGCAGUUUUCGUCACCCUGCUGGCGUUCCUCUUACUCAACACCGUCGUCGCGCAGAGCGUGGGAUUCUUCGUUGGUGCAUGUUGUCUGGACCUCCAAGUUAGUAUAACUGCGUCCGCGCUUUACACGCUCGCCACACAAUUGCUUGGCGGUUAUUUGGCGACGGCGGUUCCGCCAUGGCUGGCAUGGGCCAGAUACGCGAGCAUGGUGCACUAUGCCUAUCAAAACAUGCAGAUUCUGGAAUUCGGCGUCGGUGAGCCGAUCACAUGCUCGCAGCCGAGCAAGUUCCAAGAGUGCAGGAACUCGACGACUAUACCGGUGUCUGCGAUUCUAGAAAGCCAGGGCGGCGCCAGGGGUUCCGGUCUUCCACUAUGGGCGAACACGGCCGUCCUCCUGGCGUUCCUAGUGAUAUUCCGCACCCUGGGCUACCUGGUGUUGCGCUACUAUCGCGUGCCCAAGUGAAACGGCGUACGAUGAGAAGAACCGCCUUUCUACUGCCGCCUUAUCCACGAAAUGUUGGAUCAUGGCCGCGAUCGACGGACGUCGGGACGGCCUCGCUACGCUAACGGGAACGUCAUCAUCGUCGUCGUCGUCAACAUCGUCGUCGAGCUUCCCUUUGACCCUUCGUUUCGCCCACGGGCAGCGACAAAGUAGCUCGCGAAACCGAACGGAACAACCCGAACAGAAACCGCGCGCGAAAGUUUAUUUUUCCAGGAUGCCACUGGUCGUCUCGAGACGGCGCAGGGCUUGGAGGUGGUGGUGAAAAGAUAAUCCUCGAACUGGCACGGGUACGUUUUACACCCUCGUAAUCAUUUUCCUACAGAAUUAGGUUCGUCGAAUCGAACGAAUCAAGCGGUUCGAAAGAAGCUGAAUCGAACAAAAGAGAUCGAGUCGAACUGCAUAGUAGGACGGUUGAGAUUGCAGCGGGGAGAACGCGAUCGGAAAGAGGAAUUUUUAGAUUUUCUUCCUCUGGCAGAAACGUUGUGUCGUACGCCUGUUCCGUGUAUUAUAUUUUGAGGAGUAGAAUGAAUCUUCAAAGGGGAGAGACUCGAGGGGAGACAAUUAGUCGAAGAAACUUUCUAGAAAGCGGAAUAGCUUGCCGAUUUUUCUGGGAUUUUUCUCUUUUCAACGCCGCCUACCAAUCUAUUGAUACCGCUAUUUUAAUUACCGAGCGAUUAGCUACUAUUUUUAUUAAUUGUACACGCAUCUCGCAGAAUAGAAUACCUCAGACAGACAGGGAAAACCUAAGCGACCUAAGCGAAACGAGGGGUUAACAAAGAAAAGAAAAAAAAGAAACCAAGAUAAUAGGGGUUGAUAGAGAGCGGAGAAAUAUAGGGGGUUUCCGCUCGUUCCCGCUAGCGGCGGGCGAUGAGAUAGAACGCGCGAAAACGCGUGAUCAAGAGACUUGGCGAAGACUAUACAUAAGAUUGUACACGUAGAGACUUUAUAUAUAUAUACAUAUAUAUAUAUAUAUAUAUAUAUAAUAGAUAGAUAGAUAUACAUACAUAUAUCACGCUAUCACGUGAAGUAAGAGGAAUACGAGAGAGGGUGGAUGAACACGAGAAAGAAUGCGGAGGAAACUCUUCUGUUUUAAUUUCUUGCGGAAACAAGGGUAUAAUGAUAGAGGAAAGAAUGUCUGUAUCUGUGUGUUUACGUAUAAAAAUGCGAAAGUAUGUAAGAGUGAACGAGAACGAGCGUGAGUGAGAAAGUGUGAGAGCCAUUUCUUUUUACUUUUUCUUUUCUUCUUUCUUUUUUUUCUUUCUUUAAUAUCUUUUGAAAGAAUCGAUGCGACGUCGUGGCGUCGCGGUACCGACUGAAAGAAAGGAAUCACAAAACAAACACACACACACACACACACACACACACAUGACAUUUGUACGACGAAGCAUAUUUCUUAAGCUCAUAGGAGAGGGAGAUGAGAAGAAAUAGGCAAAGCGGAAACUCGCGGAGAUAAUGAAACUUCACGCCACGUCGAGAAUCACCCUACACGAAGAAAAAAGAAACGCUUAGGUUUAAGAGACGUGAAAAUGGAGAAAAAGGAGGAGAAGAAGGAGAAAAAAAGAGGAAGAUAAGAAAACGGAGAGGAACUUUUUAAAUCGUUCUUAGCGACUAUCCACGUUUUACUUUCUACAUUUUUAUUACCGCUGAACAAUCUAUCGCUGCUAAGACGAUAUUCACCCCUAGCUGAUAAGAUGGACAAGCUGCUGCUAAUUCUAUGGAUUAUGAUAAAGCUACAUCUCUACCACUUAGUACUUUUUAUUAUCGGACGCUGUAAGUUGCGUUAAGGGAUAUAUCGAGCGAAAAACGACCGUUCAUAUACAUAUAUACAUAUAUAUACAUAUAUAUAUAUAUAUAUAUAUAUAUGUGUGUAUAUAUAUAUAUAUAGGCUGCCAAUUUUGAUCGGUUUGUAGAAAGAGGAAAGCGAUGAAACGAGAAUAGAGUGAGAGGGAGAGAGAGAGAGAGAGAGAGAAACACGUGUGCAAAGAGCGAGAAUGGGGAAAAAGAAUUUUGGAAAGAGUUUGUGAAUGGAACAAUUCGAAUAGGAAUGGAGGAGGGAGAGCGGGGAGAGGUUUAUAGCAGUUAAUUGUUUGCACUUGUCGCGCGUGUUAAACAUCGGGUAACGACAUAUAAAAUAAUUGGAGGAAAAGCAAAGGAAAUACCCGACGUAUGAAAAUAUGUACGAUUUAAUAAGAAGAAGGUUCGUAAAAUGGUUAGGCUGUCUAUGGGAGAUUCGGGACUCUAAGUCGAUCUUAGAACGUUUGUUGGUCUCUGACGUAAUCUAUGUGAUGUUUCUCGAAGAGCUCGACACGUUAUGGGGAUCUAAAUGAAACAUUUAACGCGCGGUAUAAUAAAUUCAUUAGGUCUACCUUGUGUAUAUAGAAACAUAUAUAUAUAUAUAUAUAUACACAUAUAUAUAUAUAUUUAGAAAAAUCCUAUAUAUAUUAUAAUAAUUAUUCUUAUCCUUAUUAUUAUUAUUAAUAUUAUUUUUAUUAUAACAAUUUUAAUAAUUAAUAUUAUUUUUUAUUAUUAUUCUAAUUAUUAUUAUCAUUAUGUAUAUGUAAAAACCGCGGACUGAACGAGGAGGCACGCGACGUUUUUAUUUUCCCUUUCUUUUUUAUUCAUUCUUGUACAUUCUUGCACCGACAGAUCGAACGGGGGAAAAAAACGGGAAACGAUACGAUGAGUAAGAAUAUCAUAACACACACGGGCGAAUACUAAGCGAACCACAAGUAUGUUUCUAUUCAGAGACUUUUUUACCAAACGAUCCAGUUGCGUUACUUGCAAAAGUUCGAGCAUAUUCAAAUAGGAAAAAAAGAAUUUUAACUACAUAGCACACAGGGAGGAAAAACGCGAUCAGACGAGAUCAAUUAUCCUUUUCUUUUUCCUCCCCGCAAGAGUGAGAAACCGUACAGCUCACCGUACAAAACCUUCGAAUAAGCUUAUGUAUACACACACAUACAUAUACAUGUAUGCACUAGACAUACAUAUACGUACAGAAGUCACGGAGAGCCAGUGUUUGUUAUUAGUAAGUAAUUAAAUAGAUUAGGUUGGCUGACGUGGAUCGGUCAGGAUCGAUCAAGAGGAACGCUGUGUGUCUUUUAGUCAGCCAAAACGAGUUACGUUUCGAUUCUGUGCGACGAACCGGACGACUCGCCGGAUAUUUAUACCGUGGACCGGUCCACGUAAUCGUCCGCAGCUUUCCCGCGAUGUUAACAAACAAAAUUAGGACGAAUUAGAACGAAUUUUGGGGAACCAUCGCGCGUCCACGAUCUCUAUUGCAUAUCCUCGUUCGGUCAGGCUACCGUUAAUCCCCUUUCGGUUCUCUUCAGAAGCCAAUUUUUCGAAAAAUAUAUAUAAAAAGGAUAUAUGAUACAAAAUUAUACUAUAUGAAAAGCAACGAGAAAGAAAAUACCCCUCGCGUAGGCAGCCAAAACUCCAUGGUUAUCUAAUAAAUGUAUAGAGUUUGAAGCUUGGAUAUUUAAAAGUUUUACAUAAAUUUUAGAAAUAUUCAAAGGGAGGAGAUCCUUGUUAUAAUCGUCCCGGAAGAAUAUCUUCGUUAGGAAGUGAAAAUUGGUAAGAGAAAUAUAGAAAUGGAUAGCUGGUUGCCUACGUUAGGGUUAAACGAGCCGCUUAUUUGCCACUUUUAAAUCAGUUAACUGCACGAGACGUAAAACGAGGAAAAUUAACACGUUCCAUACGGGAGGAUCUCUACGAGUCCUAUCUUCUGUGACGAAAACAAUUCGUUUUACUUGCUCCUAGAGAAAAAAGAUGAACACGCAUUAAGUCGUUUAAAAAUAGAAAAAGAAAUAAAGAAGAAUGACGUCGAUACGUAUACCGACGUCGUCACCGUAUAACUUCCUCUUCCUCGACGUAUGUGUCGACUUCGCAUUGAACGUGUGUUGAUCAAGUUAUAUAAGAUAAGCGUCGAUCAAGUGCUUCGACGCUAACAUUUCAGAAAUAUGGAAAAGUGGAGGUAACCACUUUGGCCUGUAAACGGCUCAAAUACAGGUGAACCAGUGGGAAGAAAUCGAAACGAAGAGGGGAACAGGUGCCGACCGAACGAUCCUCGACUUUCAAGGCCGCGCGACGGGAUUCGUCCGGUGCACGCACAACGCAAUAUCCACCAAGUGUUCAAAGUUGGUUCGGUGUGGAACGAAGAGAGGGUGGGUGGAGAGACGUUAGGACGAGGAGAACGAGUUGCUUCCCAAUAAAAGUAGGAUUUAAGGGGAAUCGGUCCAGAGUUGAGAUUAGGUACGCUGUAUCGGAACAAACAACACGAAGUGACAGAGACGUUUAAACAAAGAUUUGGCUGUGUCAAUGUCUCUAACGAUUUUUUAUUCGUUCGUAACGCUUUCUUUUUUCUACUUGAACGAUUUCUAAACAAAGAAAGAGGGACGCAAUGGAAGAGUGAAAGGGAGGGAGAGAAUGUGGAAGGAAAAGUCGACGAGAAAGCCGGAGAGAAAGAGAGAGUGCAGGCGAGAGAAGAGAAUAAGAAGAGCGCACACCGGUUAGGAAAAGAGAGAAGAACACCACGUUCGAAAGUCGUUCGCCGUCGUCGUUCGUCGAACGACUCGCUCGUUUUUUGCGCUACCGAAGUUCGGUUUUCUUCUUUCCUGAGGCUUCGUUUAUCGUUACCACCGUUCGUCGGCUUCAAAAGAGACAUUUUCAUGUUAAGUCUCUACUGUUACCUCGGCGAUGAGAUUGUGCAGCUUCGUGCACGUAAGAUAUUAAUCACUGCCAAGGGAGAAGAGAAAAUUGCGAUUACUUGGAGAAUUUGACGUGUCAGUUUUUUGUGGAAUAUCGAGGUUGAAAUUGUUCGAAUUGUGUCAAUGUGUUCGAUGAGAAAUGAGAUAAAAUGUAAUGUAAAUGAAGAAUGGUACAAUGGGUUUCGAUAUGGAAGCCCGGUAGGAUAAAUUCAUACUAGAAAUUAUUGGAAAACUGUAUUUAACGAUUGUUAGAAAUUGUAAGUGCGAUUUGCACAUAAAGUAUCACUGCCAGAAAGACUAAGAUCGUUUAUUAAGAAAUUCAGCUUUUAGAACCUUGUAGAAUUUUUAAACGAAACUCGUUUUAACGGCUGCGUAGAAGUUGUUCGACGCGAGCGGAGAAGUUCGACAUCGUUGAAUUUUAAUUUCAUAUCGUGUCAAUAUCUUUUUUAAGGAACUAGAAGGCGCGUGAUAUCUUGCAAUCGCAAGACGGAAAUUGAAAAAUUAUAUUUGCCUCUACUUAGCAGAUACAAUCUGCUGUAACUUUAUAACGAAACGUUUCUCUUUUUCUAUUUUUGUGUUACAUUUAUAUAAUACAUCGUAUCUAAAUCUACGCCGUUAAAGCUUCAAAAGAAGCUGCUUCAUUCGAUGGAAGAAAUACCACUUUACCUGCAACCGAUGAUACAAUACAAUACAAAAAUUCCACGCAAAAAUUAUAAAAGAAAAUUUACAAUCUACGCGAAACUUCUCCGUUCACAGCGAACGAUAUUUAUUUAGGUAUAGCGCAAUGUCUGUCAAAGCAUAAAAUAAAACAUAAAAAGAUAGAAGGCUUUUUUAAAAGACAUGUUGACACAGUUCAACCGCGAGAAAAUCGAUUAAACGAUCGUCGGAUAAAAUGAAGACAAACGAUCGGAACCGUAGGAAGGAAGAAAACUAACGGAGGAAAAAGCAAUCGUCGGUGCUUGAGGAGAAAUCGACGCAAGUAGCGAUAGCAAGAAAAACACUUUUCCCGCCGUUCGUUGCAUUUUUCCUCGCCGCGAAUCGUCCUCGACUUUUUCUGCCAUUGUGUCAGCGAGUAAACGGAACACGCGUUUUCUCUUACGGUUCGAGAAAGAAAAACCUUUUCUUCGAAGAAGGUUUCCCUUCUCACUCGUUCAAGAGUACUUCCAUCUGUUCUAUUUUACCGUUGUUCGAUGGACGAACGGGACGACAACGUCGUACGGUAUUGCUUUCUCUACUUGUAAAACGACUCUUUCGUAGACGGGUUAUUCUAGGACAUGCAUUGCUGACUAUACACUGCAGGCCAUAAGUAUUAGAACACAGACUCGUGACAUUUAUUGAAAAACUCGAGUAAAUUUUACUUUACUAACAAGUGUUUCGCAUUCUAAGGUACGUAUGACGCGAACGAAGCAACAGAUUCGCGAACAAUUAGAAAUAAUUAGAAGACGAAAGAGGCGAAGAACAUUCAAAUAUCAUCGGGUGUCCUAACGCUUAUGGUCGGCUGUGUAAGUAUUAGGACACCUACUCGUUACUCGUUAUUGCUCAUUUCUUAACCAGAAUUUACAAUCAGACAGCUUUUGUAAUCGUUAAACCGUGGAUGUUCGUGCAUUUGUGAGAAAUUUAAAUGUGCAACAGCGUACAGAAUGUACGUAAUACAGGCGAAAAUAUAGAAAAUAUCCAAAGCGAAAUACUCUUUAUAAUAUUUCAAGGAGGAGACAAGAUUCUCUAUUUGAAAUCCACUUGUUUAAUUGUGUCGAUAGAAAGAGAAAAUCGCACGAACAUCCGCGAUCUAACAAGCGUGAAACUAAAAGCAAAUACAGACAAAUUAAUUACAGCCAGUACAAUUUCUAGGCCUUGUAACGUAAACACAAUACAAUUGAUUUUUAAGAGAAAUUAUAAGAACAUAAUUAAAAAUAGGACAUCUAUAAAUAGAGAAAUUAUUGUAUCCAAAAGAUUGUUAAUCCGAGUAACGAGUUAACUCAUCCUACCUCCUGGUUAAAGGGUUAAAGAUCUCCAACAAAUUUUACUUUAUUUAAUAUUUUAUAUUAUAAGGCAUAUAUGAUGCGAAUUAAAUAAAAAAUAAAAGCAGUAAAAAGCACUCGAUUUGCACUGAGUAUGAGCAAGUGUGGUAAUACUUGUGGCUGACGGAACCUAUACAGAAAAAAGGAACAUCACUGGCCGGAUCGUUUUGGAAUUAAAAGAUCGUCUUUUCAAAAUUUUGAUACUCGUAUUGUAUUAUAUACACUAUACACAGCGUCCCGACAUUUGUAUACGUUUACAAAUUACCCUUUUUGCGGAGGAAAGAACGUCGAACCUCGACGAUCGACGUAGAUGUUGGAUCCUAAGAAGCAUAUAAAAUAACAGAGAAAAAAUAGAGGGAAGAUAAAGAAUGAAACACCGUGAAUCAUCAAGAGUUUUACGAUUUCAAACUCGCCCAAGAACUCUGGAAUUUCUAUGAAUAAUAAAACUGCCAUUCUUUGAUAAUCACAUUCCUGCGAAGCAGAUUGCGAAUUUUUAUGCAUUUAUAUGAAAUUUGAAGAUGCUAAAGAUAUUAAGGUAAUACGCAAGAACGUGUAACAUAUUCAAAGUAUAGUACUCGUAACGAUAUUUUGUGGCAAAAACAAUUUUCUACUUAGAUUUCAUUUAUUCGAUCAUAACCAUGAAAACAUGAAUUUAUUUGAAUAGAAAGAUAUUUGUAAAUUAAUCUACAUGAUUUUAAGGCAUAAAAAUGCGCAUUUUAUCGACCACAUUUAUCCACCUGAAUCAAUGCAAAUCCGGAGAGAAAACGUGAAUUUUCUAAUCGAUCGGUAACAGCGUUCGAAUCUCGCGAAUACCGAUCAUCGAUCGUCGAGUUCGAUGGAAAACAGUAUAAUUCUCGUAUCGUACAACGUUAGGCAGACAGCGAUCGCGCGUAAUCCGUAGUUCGAACGAAACACUCGCGGUCCUCGAGUUGAUCAGUUCGAGGAAGCUACACACGCUUUUUGCACUAAAACUACAAUAAGACUGAGAAAACGUUUUUUAUACAUGUUGACGUGAGUCACGAACCACGACACCGUCUACGAGGGACUUUCUCGUAAUUCAGAAUCUUCGUGCGUUGCACCCUUGCGGUCUGUACGACCGAAAUAUCGAUGAACCAGCCGUACCGUGAUCUCUUCAUGGAGCUUACGAUGGAAUUAAUACAGCCAAAUCCUCUGCGGACGAUGUUUUUCACGUUUCUUCUAGCUCUGGCUUCUUCUUCGCAAACACGAGUCGAUGGAACAUGUAAUCGAGCGAUGAGAAUGGAACAUAGCAGACGUGAAGAUGAGAAUUCGAAAGGGGAUGUUUAAAUUAGACUUUUGGUUUUUCAUGGUUUGUGCGAGAUUAGUUUGAUUAUCGAGGCUAUUUGCUGAUUUAUUACUGCCAGAUCUUAGGAGUUAAUAUAAUUAUAGAAAGUGAAUGUAGGAGAAUGGAAGAUAACAAAUCUAUGGUGCUGGAAUUUCCUAAGUUUCCUAUGAUAUAAUAUUGCAAAACGCUAAAGUGAUUUAGAUGAAAGUUUAAGGUAUUAAAUUCACUGUAUCUUCGCUUUUAGUCGAAUCAGGAAUAUAGAUGAUCGCGUAUGUAUCAAGACACCUUUUGCUUCAUCUUUUGCAUCAUUUUUUAUUCGUGGCUUUUAGCCGUUAAAAACAUUUCUCGAGUUAAAGACUGGUAUAAAAGAACCGUUAUUAAUAUGGAUGAUUUCGUUGCUUAAUAUUUCAAUUUUAUUCAAAUGACUUGCUUGAAACGUUAAAGCCCCUUCGUUCGUCGAAACGAAAGAGAUCGAAGAAUAUGGAAAUGUAGAAACCAUAACAGGAUUAAGUAUAAAUACCUAUUGCCUAAUUUAUACAGUCGUCUUCUCUCGAGAGCAAGUUCACUUUUCUAUUCGUCUAAUAAAUCAGCGCUAGAAUUUUUGCGAAUUUGCGAAAUUAAAACAAGCACCAGAUGUAACAGAAUAUUCGAACAAAACGGUGAGGAUAGACAAAGGUGAUCUUGAUUAAAUAUAAAUGUUAAUGUAACUGUCUCUCGUAAAACUAAAUUAAUCCCCUUACUUCCCAACUGAUAAAUCGGUAGCGGAAAGAACUAAAAAUCUACAGAAAUAAAAUAAAAUAAAAUAAAAGAAAAAAAAAAAGUAUUCAAGCAAAAUGAAGGGAGUAGACAGCAAAAAUGGCCUCGAGCAAACGAGUGAAUCCGCACAGACUGUAUCUUCCCCUUCUCUACGCGUCUCACGGGAGGGACCCUGCCUUCCCGGGGUGAGAAUAGGAAUGUUGAGGGCGACGAGACGUGAUAUAACGCGUGAAUGUUUCGCUUUACAAAAAUAGUGCCUUUUUUACAAAGACUCUGUUGUUUGUGCCAAGUCGAGUUCAAGGAAUGCGAAUGCGUACACUCUCACAUAUAAACGUAUGACACGCGUAGAGACAUACAUAAAGACACAUUUUACACACACAUACACAGACACACACACACGUAGGCGAAUAUCUGCGAGACUUACGAGAGAGGGAAGCGACCCAGGGGGAAGAUGUAGAUUUAGAAAGAA
Messenger RNA from Bombus huntii, 12871 nucleotides. RefSeq lists its product as uncharacterized. Gene Ontology annotation, molecular function: ABC-type transporter activity; ATP binding; ATP hydrolysis activity. Gene Ontology annotation, cellular component: plasma membrane. The record is from RefSeq and is a predicted model, not a curated record. The transcript is spliced from 13 exons. Lineage: Eukaryota; Metazoa; Arthropoda; Insecta; Hymenoptera; Apidae. The coding region runs from base 1553 to 3580 and encodes 675 amino acids.